Molecule: messenger RNA, 525 nt
Organism: Entrophospora sp. SA101
Lineage: Eukaryota; Fungi; Glomeromycota; Glomeromycetes; Entrophosporales; Entrophosporaceae
Source: the annotation of a GenBank genome assembly
AUGUCACCACGAACAAGUUCACCGCCACCUUUCUAUGAAAUAAAUACCAAUAAUGGUGCUAACCCUAACGAUAAUAGCGGAAGCCUUAAUGCAUUACUUCCUCGGUCAUUUAAGAUACCAAAAACUGUAUUUUCAUCAGCAGUAGUACAAUUUUUUUCAUUAAUGAUGAUAUAUUCAUUUUGUAUAACAGCUCUUUGGAUGGUAUUUUGUACAUCAUAUUUGCUUACAUUCUAUGAUGAUUCACGUAGAAUAUUUUGUACUUCACGAGUUUGGGCAAGAGUGAAGAAUGGAGUCAGAGAAAGAAUAGCAAUGUUUGGAGAGGAUUGGGAAGAUUUCUUUCAAAAAUACUUUGAUCAAUGGGAUGGUGUCGAUGGCAAUAAAAAUGGUCAUCUUGGAGAUACAGAUUGGGAAGACUGGCUAAAAAGUAGAAUGUUUAAAUUUGUGACAGCAGUUGCAGGUCCAAAUAUUGCUGAUAAAUUUAAACAAUCGGCUUCAACUUGUCAAUCUCAGCAACACAAAAAAUAA